ACUGUGUUUAUGAUUACCACAUGCAGUGGUUGUGCAUAAGAAAGUGUGUGUUAUGCAUAACAUAUACAAUACUGAAAAAUAUGUAUUCACAGAAUAGGACGGCAUAUUUAGAUAUUUGGUAUAAAGGCUGAGGUCGUUGGGUUAGUUUUUGGCGCAGUUGUAGGAAAUAUAAAAACACUACAGAUAGCUGUUUAAGCUGUUGGAGGUACAUAGAAUUACAAUCAAAUGUAUACAAAAAAUCAAUAGUAUAAACUGAGUGUAAACAUAGGCUUAGGAGGAAUCGAAGAAAGUUAAAUUUAAUACGUUUGCUGAAUAUUCAACGAACAUUACCUUCGAUUAAAUACAAGAGGCAUUAAUUUUAAUCAUAAAAAUAUAAAAACAUUGUAUAUACAUUAAAUUAAGACUCAUAAUAUAAGACAUAAUGAUGGUUAGGGUAAGGGUACCUUUGACUGCACUGAAUGUAGGUGUGUUCACUGGUGUUUAUAAUCUGAAGUUUCACUAAAGCGCACCACUACAGAGCAGCACUUCUCUCUUUAGCUCUUCUAUCAUGAUGAACCCACUUUAGAAUAUCUGAUGUCAGGACCUGUUUAUCUGUUGUGUUUUAAUGUAAAGUAUUGACAGUUAUUUUAAACUGCUGGAGAAAAUGUUUUAUGUGAUUUUACUCUGUUGGUGCUCGUGGAGUCUGAUGGCAGUGUUUGGUUUGGAGUCUGUGUCAGUGACUGAAGGAGAGUCUGUUACUCUCUACAUGAAUAUCACUGAACGACAGAGGAAAGAAGGAAUCUCCUGGAAGUUUGGAGCUAAUAUAAAUAUAGAUAAAAGUCUCAUAGCUGAAAUCAAGAGUGGGAAUAAUGAAAUAAAGUUACAUAAAGAUAGACCUGAUGAGAGAUUUAACAACAGACUGAAGCUGGAUCAAACUGGAUCUCUCACCAUCACAAACACCACAAUCACACACUCUGGACUUUAUCAAAUAACAACCAGCAAAAACAAGACGCUACUCAACAAGACAUUCAACAUUACUGUCUAUACUCGUCUGCCUGUUCCUGUCAUCACUAGUGUCUCUUCACAAAACUCUUCAUUAUCUUUAGUGUCAAAUUGUUCUGUGUUGUGUUCAGUGAUGAAUGUGUCACAUGUGAGUCUCUCCUGGUACAAAAGAAACCGUUUAUUGUCAAGCAUCAUUGUGUCUGAUCACAGUAACAUCAACAUCUCUCUUCAUCUGGAGUGUCUGGAUGAUUCUUACACAUGUGUGCUGAACAAUCACAUCACAAACCAGACUCAACAUCUCAACACUGAUGUCUGUCAUAAGUGUUCAGGUGUCUUAGAAGACAACUUCUGCACUUGUGGUUUAACUGAAGCUGUGAUCCGAUUGGUCAUCUCUGCACUGGUAGGUGUGGCUACUGUUGCUGCUCUGGUUUAUGAUAUCAAAUCCAGAGGAGAUGAACAGAAGAAGAUGAGAUCAGACACUCAAAGUAAAUGACAGAUGAAUAUGUAGAUCUAGUUUUGGGCCCACAGUGUUUUAAAUAUGAAAUAGCAAACCUAAUUUUAUAGUCUAUUUUACAUUUUUUGUUUAUUUACAAGUCAUAUUCCUUUUUCAAAUCUAUUGUGUCUGUUGUGACUGCCAGUCAGUCACACCAGCAUUGGCAGGCAAUGUUGUUUGACUCAUGUAACCCAUAAACAAUGUCUGUUUCCGUUCUUCUGGCUUACAAUUAAUUAAUUUUAGCACACAUAUAAUUGAUUUCUUCAAUGGUACACAGACACAAAAACCAUAAGGUCUUUUACAUAUUCCUUUUCUCCUUGAUUCCACAUGCACAUAUUUUCUUUACCAAUGCACACUUCACGGUCAAAAACUGGUAUGCUCAUUCCCCACACCUGACUUUCAUUUCCUGUAACCAUUUACAGAUCUUUUGGCCAUCCAGUGUCCAUAGUAAGAAUAGCAUGGAAUGAAUGGCUCUUACAGUGUCGUUUUCAUUAUUUUAUAAAAUGUCAUGUUAAAGUUAAUAACUCUUUUCUUUUACAACUUGGCACUGGAUAAACUAUAACAAAACAUUAUUUUUUAUCGCAGUAGAAUAAAAAGUCACUGUCACCAUUUCUGCCUGUUCACUUUUACGGGACUACAUUUACCAGAAUUCUGUGUAUGCUGUCAGCCAUCUUGAUUGUCAUCCCCUCCUGAUCAUCAUACACCUUUUAGUUGGACUGUAUAAAUACUCACCCACGCCACAUGCUCACAGUUGGGCCUGAUGUUGUUGUGUUAUUAUUUUGUACUUACCUGUUGUUUGAGUAAGAAUUUACUGUGGAUUAUACUUACCGAUGUUUACUCACCUGAUGCCUUACUGCGGUGUCACUCCUCUUUUCCAGAUUUUAUUAAACCUUUUGUAUUUGCAUCUU
This is a messenger RNA of Triplophysa dalaica, 2382 nucleotides long. RefSeq lists its product as uncharacterized. The record is from RefSeq and is a predicted model, not a curated record. Bases 644 to 1474 code for a protein of 276 amino acids. Lineage: Eukaryota; Metazoa; Chordata; Actinopteri; Cypriniformes; Nemacheilidae. The transcript has 4 exons.